CGCGGCCGGAGCCCAGCGGCCGGCAACCAGCGAGCCCCCGCGGGGCCGCGUCCGUGUCCCUGAGCCGCUGGGCAGCUGCGAGCGCGUCACCCGCCGCCCCCGGGACCGCCAUGGCCUCGCAGAACACCGACCCCGCCGCCGUGCCCAGCGCAGCCGCCCGCAAAGGGGCCGAGGCCGGCGCUACCGUUGCUCGCGGCGCGGUGGGGAAGAGGCUGCAGCAGGAGCUGAUGGCGCUCAUGAUGUCUGGUGACAAAGGCAUUUCUGCCUUUCCCGAAUCUGAUAACCUCUUCAAGUGGAUUGGGACUAUCGAUGGCGCAGCUGGCACGGCCUAUGAGGAGCUGAGGUACAAGCUGUCGCUGGAGUUCCCCAGUGGGUACCCCUACACUGCACCCACCGUGCGCUUCCUGACCCCCUGCUACCACCCCAAUGUUGACACCCAGGGCAACAUCUGUCUCGACAUCCUUAAGGACAAGUGGUCAGCCCUGUACGAUGUCCGCACUAUCCUGCUCUCCAUCCAGAGCCUGCUGGCAGAGCCAAACAUUGAGAGUCCCCUGAAUACACACGCUGCAGAGCUCUGGAAAAACCAAACAGCCUACAAGAAGUAUGUGAGGGACACAUACUCCAAGCAGGCCAAGAGCCAGGAAACUUGACGCAUGCCGCCGCCUCCCCGCGCUGCCUCCCCCCGUGGCUCUGGAGCCUCUGUCCUCUCUGGCUGCUGCCCUCAGCUCUCUGUAUUAUAGGCUGUCUUAAAUUAAUUUUGCAUUCCGAACUACGGUUAAUGUAUAAAUAAAUGCAUGUUUAUGACUUUU
Molecule: messenger RNA, 809 nt
Organism: Colius striatus (speckled mousebird)
Lineage: Eukaryota; Metazoa; Chordata; Aves; Coliiformes; Coliidae
Gene: UBE2C
Product: ubiquitin conjugating enzyme E2 C
Exons: 6
Coding region: 111-650 (179 amino acids)
Source: RefSeq, a predicted model, not a curated record